This is a messenger RNA of Colletotrichum acutatum, 531 nucleotides long. RefSeq lists its product as uncharacterized. Lineage: Eukaryota; Fungi; Ascomycota; Sordariomycetes; Glomerellales; Glomerellaceae. The record is from RefSeq and is a predicted model, not a curated record. The coding region runs from base 115 to 384 and encodes 89 amino acids. The transcript has a single exon.
CAAUCGUCUCUGGCACUCUGGGUAACCCCUUGGGAUCAUCGAUCGUUUGGGUCGCUUUGGUUGUAGUUAGCCAGAGGUAGAUCACAAGCCUUGGUUAUCCUCUGAACGAUUUCUAUGAUUUUUUUUUCUUUUCGUUCUCUUCAGUUGCUAUCUGCCGCGGCAUUUUCUGCUAUUACGCCCAAAUUCAGACAGACCUCCAGUUCGCAAAGGGCAUCCCAUAUUCAAGUAUCCCGGAGAGCGGCCGUCAUCCUGAUUGGUAAAGCAAGUCCUCGUAAUCAGGGCCUUGAAGCCCAUUGUCAGCUUGUCGCUAUGCCCUAUGCCGCGGACUUUAUUCUAACAGAACCUGGAGACCCAGGAAAAGGAAAAUUUGUUGGAACAAGAUGAUGAAAAAGAGAAAAACACCUCCAAGAUGCAUGCCAUUCCUUUAUAUCGCGUAUACUGUUGGCCCUUUGCAUUGUCAACGUUACAAUAACCGAUUCCCUCUUCCAAACACCAUGAUUGCGUGCGAAUGUACUGGAAACACGUGCCGUU